Molecule: messenger RNA, 6146 nt
Organism: Lepus europaeus (European hare)
Lineage: Eukaryota; Metazoa; Chordata; Mammalia; Lagomorpha; Leporidae
Gene: PDGFRA
Product: platelet derived growth factor receptor alpha
Exons: 23
Coding region: 358-3639 (1093 amino acids)
Biological process (GO): multicellular organism development; embryonic cranial skeleton morphogenesis; positive regulation of kinase activity
Cellular component (GO): signaling receptor complex
Molecular function (GO): platelet-derived growth factor binding; platelet-derived growth factor alpha-receptor activity; ATP binding
Source: RefSeq, a predicted model, not a curated record
GGAGAGCGGGCGCCGGCCCCUUGGAGCGCUCGGGCUGUGCGCCCUGGUGCGGGGGCGCCGCAGGCGAGCAGUCUGGCGUAAUGACAAACACAUUUGGCCUGGAGUGAAGAAGUCGUCAUCACCUCGCGCUCCAGCAGCUGGGACUUAAGGACUUUGGAACGACGCUCUGAGGGGUCCUCGCCGUGCGCGGUGGUCCCCACCCCCACCGGUCCGGGCUCGUCCGCCGCCUUGGCGGGGUGGCUCCUGCAAAACCUGGGGCUGGGCCGCAGACUGGAACGACGAACAGGCUCUAAGAACUUAGAGGAGGAACGUCAGUGGCCUCGGGACGAAGGCGAUCGGUGCGAGCUGUGUGGCGCGAUGGGACCCUCCCCUCCGGCCUUCCUGGUCCUGGUCCUUGGCUGGCUCCUGGCAGGACCGAGCCUCACGCGCUGCCAGCUCCCGCUACCCUCCAUCUCCCCCGGCGACAGCGAGAGGGUGGUGCCACUGAACUCCUCUUUUACCCUGCGCUGCUCCGGGGAGAGUGAAGUGAGCUGGCAGUACCCCGUGUUCGAGGACGAGGGCCCCAGGGUGGACGUCAGGAGCGAGGAGAACAACACUGGCUAUUUUGUGGCCGUGCUGGAGGUGGGCACUGCCACCGCGGCCCAUACGGGCUUGUACACCUGCUACUACAACCACACACAGACGGAGGACAGCGACGUGGAAGGCAGCCACGUGUACAUCUACGUGCCAGACCCGGACGUCGCCUUCGUGCCCCUGGGGAUGACCGACUACCUGGUCAUCGUGGAGGACGACGACUCGGCCAUCAUCCCGUGUCGCACCACCGACCCCGAGACCCCCGUCACCCUGCACAACAGCCAGGGCCUGGUGCCCGCCUCCUAUGACAGCCGGCACGGCUUCAACGGCACCUUCACCAUGGGGCCCUAUGUGUGUGAGGCCACCGUGCGCGGGAAGACCGUGCAGACCAUCCCCUUCAACAUCUACGCCUUGAAAGCGGCGUCGGAGUUGGAUCUGGAAAUGGAAGCGCUCCAGACUGUGUACAAGGCAGGGGAGACGAUCGUGGUCACCUGCGCCGUCUUCAACAACGAAGUGGUGGACCUGCAGUGGACUUACCCCGGGGAGAUGAAGGGCAAAGGUGUCACAAUGCUGGAAGAAAUCAAAGUCCCCACGCUCAAGCUGGUGUACACGCUCACGGUCCCCAGGGCCACGGUGAAGGACAGCGGGGACUACGAGUGCGCCGCCCGCCAGGCCACCAGGGAGGUCAAAGAGAUGAAGAAAGUCACCAUCUCCGUGCAUGAGAAGGGGUUCGUGGAGAUCAAGCCCACUUUCAACCAGUCGGAGACCGUCAACCUGCACGAAGUGAAGCAUUUCGUGGUGGAGGUGCGCGCCUACCCCCCGCCCAGGAUCUCCUGGCUGAAGGACAGCCGGACUCUGAUCGAGAAUCUCACCGAGAUCACCACGGACGUGGAGAAGGUGCAGGAGACGCGGUAUCGAUGUAAGUUGAAGCUCAUUCGGGCCAAGGAGGAAGACAGCGGCCAUUACACCAUCGUGGCUGAGAACGAAGACGACGUCCAGAGCUACACGUUCGAGCUCUUAACUCAAGUGCCCGCGUCCAUCCUGGACCUGGUGGACGACCACCACGCCCCCACCGGGGGACAGACGGUGAGGUGCACGGCUGCGGGCACGCCUCUUCCGGAUGUCGAAUGGAUGACCUGCAAGGAUAUCAAGAGGUGUAACAAUGAAACCUCGUGGACGGUUUUGGCCAACAAUGUGUCCAAUAUCAUCACGGAGACCCACCUCCGGGGCAGGGGCACCGUGGAGGGCCGGGUGACCUUCGCCAAGGUGGAGGAGACCCUUGCCGUCCGCUGCCUGGCCAGGAAUCCUCUGGGGACGGAGAACCGCGAGCUCAAGCUGGUGGCUCCCACCCUGCGCUCGGAACUCACGGUGGCGGCCGCGGUGCUGGUGCUGCUGGUGGUUGUGAUCGUCUCGCUCAUUAUCCUGGUUGUCAUCUGGAAGCAGAAACCCAGGUACGAGAUUCGCUGGCGGGUCAUCGAGUCCAUCAGCCCCGACGGCCAUGAAUACAUUUACGUGGACCCCAUGCAGCUGCCGUACGACUCGCGGUGGGAGUUCCCACGAGAUGGACUUGUGCUGGGUCGCAUCUUGGGAUCCGGGGCCUUUGGGAAAGUGGUGGAAGGGACAGCCUACGGACUGAGCCGGUCCCAGCCGGUCAUGAAGGUGGCGGUAAAGAUGCUGAAACCCACAGCCAGGUCCAGCGAGAAGCAGGCUCUCAUGUCCGAGCUGAAGAUCAUGACUCACCUGGGGCCGCAUCUCAACAUCGUCAACCUGCUGGGAGCCUGUACCAAGUCAGGCCCCAUUUACAUCAUCACCGAGUACUGCUUCUAUGGGGAUUUGGUCAACUAUCUGCAUAAGAACAGGGACAGCUUCCUGAGCCGCCACCCAGAGAAGCCCAAGAAGGAGCUGGACAUCUUUGGAUUGAACCCUGCGGAUGAAAGCACACGGAGCUACGUGAUUCUGUCUUUCGAGAACAAUGGUGACUACAUGGACAUGAAGCAGGCCGACGGCACGCAGUACGUCCCCAUGCUGGAACGGAAAGAGGUGUCCAAGUACUCGGACAUCCAGCGCUCGCUGUACGAUCGCCCGGCUUCCUACAAGAAGAAGUCCGCACUAGAGUCCGAAGUCAAAAACCUCCUUUCGGAUGACAACGCGGAAGGCCUCACCUUGUUGGAUCUGUUGAGCUUUACCUACCAAGUCGCUCGAGGAAUGGAAUUUUUGGCUUCAAAAAAUUGCGUGCACCGGGACCUGGCCGCGCGCAACGUGCUCCUGGCACAAGGGAAGAUUGUGAAGAUCUGUGACUUCGGCCUGGCCAGAGACAUCAUGCACGAUUCCAACUACGUCUCCAAAGGCAGUACCUUCCUGCCCGUGAAGUGGAUGGCCCCCGAGAGCAUCUUCGACAACCUCUACACCACGCUGAGCGACGUGUGGUCCUACGGCAUCCUGCUCUGGGAGAUCUUCUCUCUCGGGGGCACACCCUACCCUGGCAUGAUGGUGGACUCCACCUUCUACAACAAGAUCAAAAGCGGCUACCGGAUGGCCAAGCCUGACCACGCCACCAGUGAAGUCUACGAGAUCAUGGUGAAGUGCUGGAACAGCGAGCCCGAGAAGCGGCCCUCCUUUUACCACCUGAGCGAGAUCGUGGAGAGUCUGCUGCCCGGACAGUAUAAAAAGAGCUAUGAGAAGAUCCACCUGGACUUCCUGAGGAGCGACCACCCUGCCGUGGCGCGCAUGCGCGUGGACGCCGACAGCGCGUACCUGGGCGUCACCUACAAGAACGAGGAGGACAAGCUGAAGGACUGGGAGGGCGGCCUGGAUGAGCAGAGGCUGAGCGCCGACAGCGGCUACAUCAUCCCCCUGCCCGACAUCGACCCCGUGCCCGAGGAGGACGAGGAGGACGGGGGCAAGCGCAACCGGCACAGCUCGCAGACCUCGGAGGAGAGCGCCAUCGAGACGGGUUCCAGCAGCUCCACCUUCAUGAAGAGAGAGGAUGAGACCAUCGAGGACAUGGACAUGAUGGACGACAUUGGCAUGGACUCCUCAGACCUGGUGGAGGACAGCUUCCUGUGAGCCGCAGGUCCCCGCGUGUUCCCGGAGCUGCCUUGGGAUCCUUUUCAGAAAACCACUCUAUUGCAAGGCAGAGGUGGAGAGGAUGACGUGGGGGUGCAGGACAAGGAGACCCCGGCCCGGGACUCCCCGGGGCGGGGCUGGGGGCAGAGGGAGCCGUGUGACCAGCCUCGGAGCAGGGCUGGGACGCUUGGAGGCGGACGCUGCGGGCACUGCCUCUUGCUUCGCCAGCCUCUGCGGCGUGGGGAGUUCAAGGGCGCGGUGGACCCCGGGAGGUGAGCUCUGGGUCUCAAGUCCACGUGCACAGCCGGAGUCGCGCCGAAGCUGCAGCGUCGCUGUUAUGUACGUAAAUCUGAACGAAGCCCUGGUGAGAGAUGUGUCCUGUCUCCUCUGGACUUCGGAGACACCACUCAGCCCAGGCGUGUCUCUCCCUGUCGGAGCCGGGCUGCCGCUGGCUCUGGACUCCCAGUGUUGUACAAAACCACUUCGGAACCUUCAAAGGUGCUGGUCUUGGGAGCAUCUUAGUUGUGCGUAGCGCAGAGUCAUUAACCAGCCUCGUUUAAUAGACGUGUGUCGUUUAGAAGCCCCCAGCCGCCUUUUCGUAUCGUAACCUAUGUUUAUAAUCAUACUACUGUCAUUAGUGAUGCUAAGUGUGUAACACGUAACACGGGGUCCUGCCCGAGAAAGCACAAGUUAAAAAAAAAAACAAAACCUAAGUAGGUGACAGGUUUGCAACUUUUGACACUUUUUUUUUUAAAGAGCUUAUGUUUCCCCAUAAAUGAUGUUGAUCGCCGCAGUGGGUCAGACAUCAGAGAACAAGGUCACAGUUGUCCCGGAAGUCAUGGACUUUGGUUGUGUACAAGUAGCUCCCCCUGCCUGCGGUACUGAAUGGGACAAGAGACGAGCCCGGGUCCCCUGACCUCAGCGUCCCCGGUGUCCACCCGGGCCAGCAUCACCCUGAGGGAAAGAGCAGCAGAGAUCCUGUCUGGCCCCAAAGAGAAAGCGCUAGAAACCCGAGGCUGGGAGUAGAGGGGGGUGGUUAGUGACGGCUGUGUGUGUGCACCCCGGCUCUCCAGCCCCCAGGGAACUGGCAGCCCGCAGCCCGGAUUCUGGAAUUGGGAGUGGAUGGGCAGCCAGCACCCAUGUUCUGUUCUGAUGAGCCAAGUUUCAGGAGCACUGGCAUGGGUUCCUGGGGGUUGCCAUGGGAAAAGCAAUGAUUUGAAAUUUGGAGCUGGGCUGGAGGGCACCGUGCGGAAGCCCGCUAUGUAAGUCCCCGGUGCCUGGCCGUGCGUCCAGAUGGCUACCCUCAACCCAGCCGGCUCAGCCAAGGGUCAGGGUCAGGACACUGACUCUGGGUGUGGGCAGGUCUUCCUCAAGGUAAGGCCACUGCUUCUCCCUGCCUGAAGGGGACCGGCUCCUGCCCACCCCCACCCCCAGCCCAUGGACAAACACCUACAGAAGUGAUGCCACUCACGCUGCCGCCGCUCUGCACGACCAGGCCAGCGUUUUGCUCCUCCAAGAGGUGAAACCAUUUCAGUGGUAUACCGGGCGAUGCACUGUCACUCACGCCGGCCAGGGUGGGUUCACCUUCUCGGCCGUGUCGCUUAAUUGCUGACACCCAGGGCGUGACGCGUGCCAGGUGCGGGAGCCACCCUGAGGCGCUUUCUCAGCUACCCUCUGCAUGGCCAGUGUGCGGUCUGAGCUGGAUCGGCCAGCUAACGAGCUGACUGGGUUCUGUAGCGCCAGCGAGACCUCGGGUGCCCUGUGUGGCUAGAAUCGCACCUUGGGGGUCCUCUUUGUCCCUCGCCUGCCCUUCGACAGCCCGCUCUUGCCACUCUGGUCAUCGAAGCUGUGGACUCGCAUGUCACCACGAGACCGGGUGCAAAUCCAUGGCCAGGCUGAGCGCACACUUCUACCUGGGGCCGCGUUGUUACUUUUUGCUUUUUUUUUUUUAAGAGUCCCGUGUAUCUCCGAUCUGUGUCCCAUUUGCUUCCUGCAAAAUCCCCAGAAAAAGACAAUUGGCCACUGCUUCCCACUCUUUGUUUUUUUUUUUCCUGAUGACAAUCAAAGCCGGCGUGGGCGACGCAGCGUGCGGCUGUGGCCGCGCUGUGGUCUGCCUGCGUGCACAGAGCGGUCCUGUUUGUCUGAGAGGGACGUUGUGAUGCAAUGAUGUUAUACAUCGAUGUGUACAUAUGUGUAGCUACGUAGCCCUGCAGAAUACUGCCAAAACACGUACGACGAGCUGUCUCACUGCCUUUGUUUAUAUUUUUUUAACUGUGAUAUUCCCUAUAGGCACAUUAACUGCUGCACUUUCGAAUGUCCAAAAUUUAUAUUUUAGACAUAAUAAAGAGAAGAAGACUUAAGGUGUUCCCCAAACAGUGGUGUGGAGAGUGUGUGAGGACUAACUGGUUGGGGAGGGAGGGUCUCCCGAGACAAAAUGUAUUACAGAUGCCCCCGCCCCGUUCCCGUUUUCAUUUUAUGACAUGUAAAUGAAGAUCUUUAUAUUUCAA